GUUUUUUUUUAUGGUUCCCCCAUUUUUUAUUAUUUUCCCUUUCUUUCCUUUUCACGAAUUUUCUCCACACUUGCUCUGUUUUUCUUCAAACUUUCGCUUUCACAAAACCACCCAUCUAUCUAUAUUCCUCACUUUGAGCUCUCGAUCUGGAGCAACAGAUGCCAAUCUGUUUUUGGUGAAUACUUUCGUGAUCUGAUUCGCGUAGAUAAACUGAAUCGACUGUUUGCAAUAGAGGUUUAAUAUUUCUUUCCGGAUAUGGAAUUCAAUCCAGAUUCAACUCCAUAUUUGAGUUUAAUUGCAGCUUUAUCAUAUGGAGUUGCUUCAAUGGCAAUGGUCUUCAUCAAUAAAGCAGUACUUAUGCAAUAUUCAGACUCAAUGACUCUUCUUAUGUUUCAGCAAUUGGUGACAACUUUGCUUAUACACUUCGGUAGAGUAUUGGGAUACACGAAAGCAAAAGGGUUUAGUGUAGAUACAGCAAAAAAACUUCUGCUAGUUUCCUUGUUCUACAAUGCAAAUGUGGCGUUUGCAUUAGCAAGCCUGAAAGGAGUAAAUAUUCCGAUGUACAUAGCCAUUAAAAGGCUUACACCGCUUGCUGUACUUAUAGCUGGAUUCUUUUAUGGAAAGGGGAAGCCUUCAACUCAGGUUACUCUCUCGGUACUUCUGACUGCUGCUGGCGUUCUUAUAGCAGCACUUGGGGAUUUUUCCUUUGAUCUUGUUGGAUAUAGCAUGGCCUUUAUUUCUGUCUUUUUCCAAACAAUGUACCUAAUAUUGGUAGAGAGGUCAGGUGCAGAAGAUGGACUUUCCUCAGUAGAAAUUAUGUUCUAUAAUAGUGUCUUGUCACUACCCUUUCUUUUAUUCCUUAUCAUUGCUACCGGAGAAUUUCCAAAUUCUCUAAUUAUGCUAUUUGCUAAGAGUAACUCAUUCUCAUUUUUGGUUCUUCUUGUUCUUUCCCUGGUGAUGGGUAUAGCACUGAACUACACUAUGUUCUUGUGUACAAUUGUUAACUCUGCUUUAACUACAACAAUUGUCGGCGUCCUCAAGGGAGUGGGUUCCACGACGCUCGGCUUUUUCUUGCUGGGAGGAGUGCAGAUUCAUGCUUUGAACGUCACCGGGCUUGUGAUCAACACCGCAGGCGGAGUUUGGUACUCACUAGCGAAAUACCAUCAGAAGAGAAACAAGCUGCCGAAGCUGAUGUCUGAUGUGGAGACGCAUCGUAAAUGAGACUCCUGGCCUGCUUAAAAGGUGCUCUUGCUUACAUGUUUUGAUGGCAUUUCUCACAGAUUUACUCAUAAGGUGGUCGUUCAUUGUGGAUUCCCUAUACAUAGAGGCAAUUUUCAAAAGUUGUUAGAUGUCAAUCAUUUCAGACAUGAAGAUUCUUGUUAAAUUAUUUAGUGAAGAACAAGUUUAAAAAGAUGAUGAUCUUAAUCCAGCAUAGAGCAGAUUGAAAUGUGUUUUGUUGGGAGAGGGCUAGGUUUAGUAUAAAGAGGAGAGGGAGAAAUCUUGAAAGCAUUAUGGCUGAAGUGGACUUUGAUUGUAUUGUAAUAAUCUUAAAGCACAAGUUUUUCUUUCUUCA
This is a messenger RNA of Salvia miltiorrhiza (redroot sage), 1573 nucleotides long. Its product is annotated as UDP-galactose/UDP-glucose transporter 7. NCBI's taxonomy places the organism in Eukaryota, Viridiplantae, Streptophyta, Magnoliopsida, Lamiales, Lamiaceae. Gene Ontology annotation, cellular component: Golgi apparatus. Gene Ontology annotation, molecular function: UDP-galactose transmembrane transporter activity; antiporter activity; UDP-glucose transmembrane transporter activity. The record is from RefSeq and is a predicted model, not a curated record.